AUGCCCCAACUUGUUGCACUUUUCACACUUAACAUUAGGUCUUCUACAACAUUUGAAAGGAGGAUGACCCACUUUGCCACAGUGCUUGCAAGGAGGAAAUCCUUUGUUGUCUCCAUUAUUGUUGCUAGUGUUAGUUGCUGCUUCUUGGGUCUUGAAAUUAUUCUUCUUGUAUUUCUUCCACUUGCUUUUCUCUCCUUGUAUCAAAUAGGAGUGAAAUUCAUUAACGAUUGGUUGAAGCAUGGAGGAAGCAACAGCAUAAGCCUCAUGGUUUGGGAUCUGCAACCUUCAGAAGAUGCAAGUAGAGGCUCAUCUAAGUUGUCUCGUUCAGACGUUGAAAAGCUGAAGCAAAGUGUGGUGUCCAAGAAGAAAAAGAACACAAACCUUCACUUAUCAAGUUUUGUGUUAUCUAUUGCCUAUGCAUGGGUUUGCAGGGUGAGAGCUGAGGAAAUUAAAAACAAAAGCGUUGCUUUGGCUCUAACUGUUGAUUGUAGGUGGCGUUUGGAGCCACCUCUUCCUGCAACAUACUUUGGGAACUGUGUUGGAUUCAGACUUCCAAUUGCUGAAACGAGAGAGUUGUUGGGGGAAGAAGGACUAGUUGUGGCUGUGGAAGCAGUGAGUGAUACAUUGGAAACUCUGAAGGAUGGAGCAGUGAGUGGAGCAGAAAAUUGGUCAUCAUGGUUGCUUGAUGGUAUGGGAGCUGAAGCUGAUGUGAAGAAAAUUGGUGUUGCUGGGUCACCGAGGUUUGAGGUAUAUAGUAGUGACUUUGGCUGGGGAAGACCAAAGAAGGUAGAGAUGGUGUCUAUUGAAAAAACUGCAGUGUUUGGGCUUUCAGAUAGCAGAAAUGGGGAUGGAAUUGAGAUAGGUUUUGCUUCUCUUUUUGUCAAUGGCCUUGAAUCUCGAGUCUCUCUCAGUUUGGUUAGAUCUUGUUGCUUUUCAGGAAUAAAAAUUUAAUCUUUUGCUCUAGCAUUUAGCAGCUUCUUAUUUGAAAUGCUCUGUUCGUGUGUAAUAAUAAUGUGUUUGGAUUGCGGUUUGAGAGACACCUUUACUAAUGUAUCUAACUAAUGGCUAUAGGUAACUAACAUGCACCAAACAUUUAUUCAUCAAUAAUACAAUGUGAACCGAUUUUCCAAUGAUUCUAAGACAACAAAUCUACUACCUAUGCAGCUUGGUAGGGAACUUACUGUUCAACCGCAGAAUAUUCCAUAUGAACAUUUUGUUUGGUGACUUUGAUCAAUAGAAAAUGCAGGCCCUGCAAAUAUUAGUUAGCACUUUCCAAAGAAAAAAAAGGAGAAGUAACAACAUUGAUGAAUCGGAGAAAAUGUAAGAUACAUUCAACAGAUGUGUAACUCAAACUCACCUAUAGUCAUUUCACCCAUGUUGUGUACUUGUUUUAUCUUAGUCUUACGUUUCGAAGCACCUUCAAUAACAAGGAUUGGCGCCAGACAAAACUCAAUGCCAAUUUAAACACACUAUUAGUCAUGUACUGCUGUGGAUUAUGUAAAAUGUUUUGAUAAUGAAUUAAUAUUUUUGUCUUUCUUUUUUAUCUUUCUUUAUUUCUUAUUUGAUCC
This is a messenger RNA of Glycine soja, 1568 nucleotides long. Its product is annotated as phenolic glucoside malonyltransferase 2-like. The record is from RefSeq and is a predicted model, not a curated record. Bases 1 to 951 code for a protein of 316 amino acids. Lineage: Eukaryota; Viridiplantae; Streptophyta; Magnoliopsida; Fabales; Fabaceae. The transcript has 2 exons.